Messenger RNA from Entrophospora sp. SA101, 855 nucleotides. Lineage: Eukaryota; Fungi; Glomeromycota; Glomeromycetes; Entrophosporales; Entrophosporaceae. The record is from the annotation of a GenBank genome assembly.
AUGGCAAAAAGAGAUUAUUACGAAGUCCUGGGAACAAGCAAAGACGCCUCCGAAGCCGAAAUCAAAAAAGCUUACCGAAAAUUAGCUUUAAAAUAUCAUCCUGACCGCUAUGCUGGCAAACCCGAAAGUGAAAAAAAAGCCGCGGAGGAAAAAUUUAAAGAAAUUAACGAAGCCCAUAGUGUCUUGUCGGACAAAGAAAAACGGCAAAAUUAUGACCGCUAUGGACAGGCUGGCGCCGAAGGCUUUCAGACCGGAGCGGGCGGGGGAUUUGAAGGAUUUGAGGAUGAUGUUUCUUCUAUAUUCGGCAAUAUUUUUAAAGACAUUUUUGGCGGGGAAGCCGCCUUAGGCACUACUCACCAAAUAGUUCUUGUACUAGACAAAGCUUGCGUCCAUUGUAAGCAAACGGGUGCUUACUCGGAAAAACACAUUUCCAAAUGUUCGACUUGUAAAGGCCGCGGGCAAGUAAUUACCAAAAAAUGCCCGGUCUGUUUAGGGAAAAAAUUUACUAAGCAAAAAGAAACUAUUGCCAUUGAUAUUCCGCGGGGUGUACAAGGCAAGCAACUGCGAAUGAGAAACGCGGGAAACGACAUUCACGUUGAACUUCCGAUCUCAUUUUUAGACGCCGUUUUGGGUAAUUAUGUGGAAGUGAUAACUCUUGAAGGCUUAGAAAAAAUUCGGGUUCCGGCAGGCACCCAAAAUGACGAUUACUACACUUUAAAAAAUCGGGGCUGUUAUCUAGGCAUUGGUCGCAGUUCCCGCGGUGAUUUUUAUAUUCAUUUUCAAGUAGUUAUUCCCAAAAGACUUACCGAAGAGACCAAAGAAAUUUUAAAAAGAAUUGAACAAGGAAGCAAUUGA